AUGGUUCUCGGCGAGUUUUUCAUUGGCAGACACAAGUGGCAGAACGUCGAAGAGACCCCGAUGCCCCUGGACGUCCCCGACGUCGAGGAGGUCGGCGCCACCCUGGCGCCGUUGUUGAGUGCCGCCUACUUCAUCGGCGCCCGCUGCCAACCUUACAACGACGACUUCAUGAUGUGCAAGGACGAACACAACGGCGGUGCCCUCGAGUGCUUGAAGGAAGGGAGACGCGUCACCCGGUGUGCGGUGUCGGUGCUCAAGGACAUCAACACCCACUGCUUCGACGAGUUCAAAUUGCACUACGAGUGUCUCGAACAGGAGAACCACCGUCUCGGCCACUGCCGGGCGCUGGAAAAAGUGUUCAACAAGUGUGUGUUUGACAACUUGAAGUUGGAAAAGAAGAUCCCCGGCCCCGAGGCCCAGAUCCACUUGAAGGAAAACCCCAUCUACACUGGUUCCACCAGAGACCCCAAGGUGACCGCCGAGUUCUUGAAGAAGAAGAACGAGCAACAACAACAAUAG
This is a messenger RNA of Diutina rugosa, 519 nucleotides long. RefSeq lists its product as uncharacterized. The transcript has a single exon. The record is from RefSeq and is a predicted model, not a curated record. Gene Ontology annotation, biological process: mitochondrial electron transport, NADH to ubiquinone. NCBI's taxonomy places the organism in Eukaryota, Fungi, Ascomycota, Pichiomycetes, Serinales, Debaryomycetaceae. Bases 1 to 519 code for a protein of 172 amino acids.